Molecule: messenger RNA, 7083 nt
Organism: Mya arenaria
Lineage: Eukaryota; Metazoa; Mollusca; Bivalvia; Myida; Myidae
Product: EF-hand calcium-binding domain-containing protein 6-like
Exons: 32
Coding region: 109-4785 (1558 amino acids)
Cellular component (GO): nucleoplasm
Molecular function (GO): calcium ion binding
Source: RefSeq, a predicted model, not a curated record
CAGGAAAGCAGAUGCUAAAUGAAAUUAAUGGAUUUUGAAUGUGUUUGAUAUACAACUAAAAGAAGAUGUAGCAGAUGUGCAUGAAUAGUGCCGCAAUUACAGUGGGCUAUGACCUCAGUGAUGUCCGGCCUAUUGCCGGACACUAACGGUGUGCAGUUCACGGCCAGGCCUGCUUUACGAACCAGGGAUGGUGGGCGCAGCACUGCCAGAAAUGGACGCUCAUCCUCCAUUGGUUCAGCAUCUGCCAUGUCGGAGGACAGUAUUGUGACCCCCAAUGCAAGUUUGUCAAGUAUCGAGAUUGAGGCCCUUCUCAGGGAGAAGGUGCGAGGCCGGGGUGACGACAUUAUACGGGCCUUUCACACAUAUGAUGUUGAUCAGACUGCCAGCGUCACAAAAGGAGAGUUUCGACGUGUUCUUGAGAACUUCUGUACUCCUCUUACUUCCGACCAAUUUGAUGCUGUCGUAGCAAAGGUGGAGAAAAACCCUAAUGGGACGGUGAAGUACACUGACUUUCUCAGCAAGUUUGGUCACUCUCAGACCAAUGCUGGCAAUCCCUCGGGACGACGGUCAUCUAUCGACAAGUGGACAAAUGGAGUGCCAAGAUUUCCUUGCCCACCUACACCAAAGGAGAUCAAUGUGGAUAUGAUUGAAAAGUUGCUGAAAGAAAAGAUUGAAGUUAACCUGAAAUCUGUAGUGAAGGCCUUACAGCUGUUUGACUACAACAGAGAUGGUCGUAUCCAACGACAUGAGAUGAGGCGUGUCAUUGAAAACUACUGCUUUAAACUCUCAGACCAGCAGUACGAUAAGUUAUGGCAGCGUUACGACUUCCAUCACUCAGGAAUGGUGAACUACAAGGACUUCCUGGCCAGACUUGGUGUUUCCGUCAACAACCGAGCCAAGCCCCAGCAGGACGGCACUGUGGCAGCCCUAAACUGGCAGCAGAACACGCCCCACCCACACCUGCGUAACUACAAACAGAGACAGGAGGACGAACACAUGCUCAAGUCCAUGAGCUUCCGUGAGAUAGAGAUCGAGUUCAGGAAACGGAUGCGUGACAAUUACCUGACCCUGAAGAAAGCGUUUAUGUCAUUUGACACGCGCCUAGAUGGUUUCAUCUCCGUGGACGACCUUCUGUCCAUCCUGACACAAUUCACUCUGCCCAUGUCCAAACAACUGUUUUCUCAGCUCAUGGACAAGUGUGGAGUGCAUGCGACUGGUCGGGUUGACUGGGAGAACCUCCUGGAGAAAUUCCAAGACCCGGUUAUGGUCGGCAAUGGCCAGACUCUUCCCAUCAGGCCAAACCACAAGUUUUUCCCAGUGAAGGAGGGUAUACAGACGGUUGCGGUUGAUGAAAUCUGGAAGCUCCUAUACAAGCAUGUACAGUCUAACUACCGGUCCAUCAAACAGGCAUUCCUAGAGUUUGAUGUGAACCGUAAGGGUCGUGUAUCACGAUCAGAGCUACGUAACAUCCUUGAGAAGUUUCACAUUCGCCUCCAAGACAGCCAGUUUAAGCAGCUGAUGGAGAAGAUUGACCCGCAUCAUACCAACAACAUCUCCUACCAGAAGUUCCUCGAGCUGUUUGAAGAAACUGAUGGACCGGAGGGGCACAAGUGGCUGAACUCAGUGCACAAAGUGAAUGAACACACAAAGCCGGCUAUAAUGGCUUGGGAAACGAUUGAAGAGAUAUUGAAGGAGAAGAUUACAGAGUACUGGAAGAAUGUGUCGAGUGCGCUCCUUGACUACGAUUACAAGAAUGAUGGACAUAUCAGUCACAGAAACCUGAAGAAAGUCCUUGAUAACUAUGUCCUGCCAGUGUCUGAUGAACAUCUGCAGAGUAUGAUAUCUCGGUGUGAAGACCGCACAGAGAGCAAGGUGAAUUACGUGCAGUUCUUGGAGAAACUUAAGGUGGAUGUGAGGCCUGGGGAUCUGAAUGGACUCAGCACACAGAUCUUCGACGGCAGUCAUGACAGGGAACGACGCAGGCAGGAUGACCUUAACUACAGGAACGCGAAGAUAGCAGUGUUAUCUCAUGUUCGAACCAGCGAGAUGACGGCAGAAGAAGUGAUUACUCGACUGAAGGACCGAAUCGCUCAACACAGCCAGGAAUUUAGACACGCCUUCACUGCUUAUGAUAGGAGGGGCAAAGGAACUGUGUCAAAAAGAGAUUUCAGACAGGUGCUGAUAUCAUUUGGCUUCGCGAUGUCUGAUGAACAGUACAACAUCCUAGUUUCGAAGCUGAACUUCAGCGAGAAAGGCCAGAUGCAAUAUAGCGACUUCAUAUCAAAUUUCUACGACACACGCCAGGGUGGAGGACCAGGUGAGGAAAUACAGCGAUCAGGAAACCAUCGUGUCAACCCGAUACGUGGGGAUGAGUUUGGGAUGACCAUUGAACAGGUGGAGAAAAAGCUGGCCAGCAAACUGAGAGAAAACUUUGCAAACUUGCGCGGUGCCUUCUACAAGUUUGAUGACAAUCACACAGGACAACUAACGAAGGAAAGUUUCCGCCGUCUCCUAGAUUCUUUCAUGUGUUUUAUGACUGAUGAACAAUUUGAGGAGUUCUGUAAGAGACAUGGAAUAAUGAAGAAAACACGGAUUACAUACUCCGAGUUCUUGGAUAGGUUUGAAGUUCGAGAUUCUGUAGAUGGACACAAAUGGCUUAAUUCAGUUCAUAGAUUCAAUGAAGUCCAACCAACCCCUGAAAUGUCGGCAGAAGAUGCCUUCGACAUGAUUAGGAGGAAGGCACAUCAGCAGUUUAAAGAUCUCUCUCACGCAUUCAUUAAGAUCGGGACAAAGGCCAAUGGUACGCUAAAGAGACGUGAUCUGCGACAACUGCUCCAGACAUUUGUCAUGCCUGUAAAUGAUGAGCAGUUCUCUAAGCUGUGGAAAAUGUUUGAUACCUAUAACCAAGGCUAUAUCUCCUAUGAAGAAUUCCUCCAAAAGAUUGGAGCAUCAGAGUUUACCCCGGGUGACCUGUUUGGGCCGAGCACCCAAAUAAUUGACCAAAGUCGUCAGUUCCUGGAUGAACAUAACGAGACCCAGCAGGGUAAACACGAGCGAAUAACCCAGAUACAAGCAAAUCGCGCUGGCUUUAUGACAGUUGAGGAGGUGGAACAGGCUCUCAAGGACAAAAUUCGUGACAACUAUGAUGAUUUCAACAAGGCAUUCCGAAAAUAUGACACGAACAAGAAGGGACUACUCUCCAUUGAAGAGGUACAAAAGGUCCUCAUUGACUUCAACCUCUUCCUUGACGACGACCAGUUCUUUACGUUGCUGGACAGGUGUGGAUUAUCCACAAAGAAGAGCAAACUCAACUACAACCAGUUCCUAGCAGCUUUUGAGGAGGGGCGUAAAUCAAGUUACGGCCACAGACGCAGGGAGGAUGUGCAGAUACUGGAAGAUCCAGAAAUGACCAAUCAGGAGGCAGAACAUAAACUGAGAGAACUAGUUGCUUCACAAGUGGAAAUUCUGGAGAGGGCAUUUGGAGCAUUUGACAAGGAUGGAUGUAGCCGUAUACCAGUGAGCGAGUUUCGGCGAGUGGUGGACCUGUUCUGUCUAAAGAUGUCAGAUGCUCAGUGGAAACAUAUAGUUCCCAAACUGACCAUCACUGGUGACAAAAUAAACUACUGCAUGUUCUUAGAUUCCUUCACAAUGUCUGAACAGGAGUGCUCAAGGGCUCAACUCAGAUACAAGUUGCUUCAUACAGCUCUUGAUUGGAAGGACUCUGAACGAUGGCUAGCAUCACUCACGAAGUCCAUCCGCUCCCAGACACCCCACCUGAUGCCCGUUGACGAAGUUGAGGAAAGAUUGAGAGAGGCGGUUUCAUCCAACCCUUAUAACAUUGCUCAGGCGUUCACAGAGUCGGACUAUGCAAACAUGGGCGUGGUUUCAAAGGAUGACUUUAAGACGAUUGUGAAUAAGAAUCUGUUCCGGAUGACUGAUGAUCAGUAUGAGAAGUUAUGGUCAGUAGUGAAUGUGAAUGAGUUUGGAAAUGUGGACUACCACGACUUCAUCAAGCGGUUUUCCAGUGAUCCCAGUCCCCGUAAGCUGCCCCCUCCCCCAACCCCCCUUCAGAGGUCCAACACCAACCUACAGCGAAGACCUGAGAGCAUGGCAUUUAGGAGAUCAGUUACUAGGCUGGACAUGCCUAGUCGAGGAUCUCGUGCCCAGUCCCGUAUGGCUACGCCACUCGUGAACGCAGAGAUGGCUGAGAGUGUACUGAAGAAUACUAUCUUCCGUAACUGGAAACAGAUCCAGCAGAUGUGCAGACAGAAGGACACGGAAAACUCUGGUUCCAUUAAUGUUGUUGACCUCAAAGAGAUCCUGGUUCGAUAUGGUGUAGACCUGACAAGUGACGAGUUCCUCAACCUGAUGACCAAGUACGACCUGAAAGAGAAUGGGCGCUUCUGCUACCAAGACUUCCUGCGGCACUUUAUCAUUAACUUGAAACCUGCGGAGGAGCCCCGGUCCCUCCUGAUGCGUCGUCAGAUAGCGACACCCAAGAUCGUUAGAAGCGCAGGCAGUACCAGCACACAGUUUUUCGAAGCCAUGAUGCGUCUACGGGAAUCUGUCAUGUCGAACUGGAAGGAAAUGAGGCGACUUUUCCGAUCCUAUGAUCCCACUGGCUCCGGCUGUGUCGAUUCUGCAGAGUUUCGACAUGUUCUGCGACAGUUUAGCGUCAACUUAGACGAAGAUGAAUUUUACCACUUACUCUCGUACUAUGAUAAGCAUAUGGACGGGAAGAUGAGUUAUAAUGACUUUAUAAGGACAUACUUGAACAAGACAUGAGAGGCUGUUUAGUUAGCUGUGAUUCCAAUGUUAUCAGUAUUACAUGUGAUGUGUUUGAAUUUGUUUUAGAUGUUUAAUGAAAAGAAUGUUUCUAUAUUUAUUUAUGCAAAGAAAUUUUUUUCCGAUUCUGGUAAAUGCAGUUUUCCUAAUUCAGAAAAUAUAUUUUGUAUUGAAUCUAUUUGAAGUGCUGAACAGGAAAGAAGACAGAAUUUGAAUAGAAAUACUGGAUAUCGCAGACUUUGUUAUAACUGUAUUCAAUUAAGAAUGAUUUUCAUAGUUUGUGCUUUGUAUAAUCAUUGCUUUUGUACGAAUAGUUCAUGAGUGGUUUUAUUAUACAAGUUUACAAGAAGAAUGCGUGUGAUAUUGUACAUUUUCUUGGUUUAUUAAAUCCUGACACCAGUCUUUUUUGUUUUUUUACAUUCUAGGUAUUUUGAAAUGUAUUAUUGAUAUAAUUUCUCAAUUAGGAAAUCACCAUGUCAAAUAUGCCAGCAACUCUAACUUAUGAAUUAAUUUAAUGUUAUGCAGCACAUCUUUUUUACCUGCUUUAUGCUGAUUCCAUUGAACGUUCUGAAUUUCUUCAUGAAACUUAAAAAAAGAUGAUAAAAUCAAUACAUUGAUAGAGAGCUAAAAUCAAAUGCUUAUUGAAGUUUUUUUCUGUGAAAUUUUAUGAUUGUUUUUUUUUAUAUUUCAGCCUGUGAUAUAUACACUCCCAUUAUGCAGAUACAAUAUGCAUGCAAUCAUAAAUGUGAUAGGUGUCAGUAUUAAAAUCCUAUAUUAAACUGCAAGUACAGUCCAUUCUAUUUAUCCUUUCUUACAUGUAUUUCAACACUCCACUAUCAGUACAGAUUAAUGUAUGUGUUAAAGACAACUUCAUGUUCUUGCAUUGUGUUACGAUUUGUCCUGUUCCUUUGAAAUGCUGCCAGUUUUAUUUUGUUUUGUUUACUCUGCCUUGCUCUUCAUCAUAGUUACAUUUUGUAUUCACACCAGAGUCUAUGAAUUUUAGCUGAUUAUCUGUUUUUCAGGAAUAAUAUCAUGUUCGUAUCAUCUGUUUAUUAAACCGCACAUCACUUGAAAACAGUUAGAAUACAUGUAAAACAAACCAAGUAUCACUUAGUACAUGUAAGGCACAUAACUCUUAUAAAAAUGCUCCUGGAGUUAUGUACUUAAUUAAGUGAGAAAAAAAUGAUAUUCUCUAGUUUUUAUCUUAUAUACAAUAGCAAACUUUGUAUAGAUGUGUAUUUCAAUCAGUAGUUAAGAAUUUGUUCUUGUUAUCCAAAAGUUGUUAAUGGUGUUGUUUUCAAAUAAUUGUUAUUAUAUCUAUAAUUUCCAUGUAAAAGUCUUGUGAUGUUUUCACCUGUUUACUAUGCUUUUCAUGCCUUAUAAUCAUUUGUUCACUAUUAAAUCAUCACGUGACUGUGUCUUACUGUAUUAAUUAAAUAUGCUGAGUUACUUUAUUUCACCAUUGCAAUUAGCUCAUUCUGUGAUAUUUAUCAUGUUUGUGAUAUGCCAUUGUUAUGGUUAAUUUAAAGACUUUCAUGUUAUGUGCUUUGAUUUUAUUAUAGCCAAAUUCUUAUUUAAUUUUAGUUUCCAAGUAAUAUCAAGUGUUUUUAUACUAUGACUUAUUUCAAAAUAAAUACCUUCAAAAUAAGUUUGGCUCUGUUCAUACUGAGAAAUUGACUGUUUUUAUAGAGGAAAAUUGCGCUCUCUAAAAGUGCAGGUACAUUAAGAAUGACAGAGGGUGGGUUUGUCCUUCCUAUAAGGUGGUUUGGAAUGCCCCCACCCCCGCACACACACACACACACACACACACACACACACACGCACACACACUUUUCAAACAGGUUCAUUUGGGAAGCCCCUGACCCCAAUUUUACAUAGGCGGUCGAAUGUGCUGUUAUGCACAUUUAAGCUAAGAUGCCAAUGUCCGUCUACCGCGCGAGACUUGUGAUUCCCACCUCCUUCAUCCAUUGAAAACAUGCAACUGAAAGAGUUUAAGUACUAAACUAUAAAUGUGUUUCAAUCUUUGUAUGAAUCUCGAGCAAGACCUGUCGAUAAUAGCAACUAGCUUGGGCUAUUCGGUUGUCCGGUUAGCGCGGUGUUUAAAGCACUCCCUUCUCACCAAAAAAGUGACCCGGGUUCGAUUCCUGGCCUGGGGGCAUGUGAGUUUGAUUAGUGGUCACCAAUCCGGACAAGUGGGUUUCCUCCGGGUAAUCUGGUUUCCCCCACAACAAAAAGACAACACUAUCGCGGAACAUCGUGUCAAUGAUUUUCUUUUGUUUUGUACUUUCAUAAUGUGGA